Suhomyces tanzawaensis NRRL Y-17324 is the source of this 1146-nucleotide messenger RNA. RefSeq names its product Yhb1p (gene YHB1). The transcript has a single exon. Gene Ontology annotation, biological process: cellular response to nitrosative stress; nitric oxide catabolic process. The record is from RefSeq and is a predicted model, not a curated record. Lineage: Eukaryota; Fungi; Ascomycota; Pichiomycetes; Serinales; Debaryomycetaceae. Gene Ontology annotation, cellular component: intracellular anatomical structure. Gene Ontology annotation, molecular function: heme binding; oxygen binding; FAD binding. Bases 1 to 1146 code for a protein of 381 amino acids.
AUGACUAACACAUACACAGUACAAGAACUCACUCCUGCCCAAUUGCAGAUUAUUCGCGACACCAUUCCAAUUUUGGAACUGAGUGGUGAAGCGUUGACUGCGAAAUUCUACUCCAACAUGCUUCAAAACAACCCUGAAGUGCGCCCCUUCUUCAACCCCUCAGACCAGACCACCCACAGACAACCCAAGAUCCUUGCCUUUGCAUUGUUGCAGUAUGCCAAACAUAUCGAGGACUUGGGCGUUCUCCAAGGGUUUGUGUCGCAAAUUGUGUCAAAACACGUCGGUUUGCAAGUGAAGGCUGAGCACUAUCCUAUUGUGGGAAACAACUUGAUUGCCACCAUGGGCGAGCUCUUGGGGCCUGAAAUCGCUACUCCUGAGUUCGUUGCCGCCUGGGCUACUGCCUACGGUAAUUUGGCUGCGAUUUUGAUUGGAUUAGAAAAGGAAGAAUACCUGCACAAUCCAUGGGACGGAUUCCGCGACUUCAUAGUCACCAGGAUCGAGUCGGAGUGUGCAGACGUCAAGUCGGUGUACUUCAAGCCUAAGGACCCCGAGCACAAGAUCUCUGCUCCCAAGAGGGGCCAGUACGUGUGCAUUCGUUGGACGGUGCCGGGAAUCAGCCACGAGACCAGCCGCGAGUAUUCACUCUCCGAGUAUCCCAAAGACGGACAUUACAGGAUCAGUGUCAGGUUGAUUCCGGACGGAGCCGUUUCCGGAUACGUGCACCAUAACUUAAAGGUUGGCGAUACCCUCAAGGUGGCUCCACCAUGCGGCAACUUUGUGUACGAAGAGGGAAAGAAAGACGUGGUGCUCUUGGUGGGAGGCAUCGGGAUCACGCCACUCAUCAGCAUCUUGGAGCAGGCAUUGGCAGACGGCAGAAAAGUCAAGAUGUUGUACUCGAACCGAAAUGAAAAAUCGCGGGCAUUUGGAGAGUACUUGGAGAGCUUAAAGGCCCAAGGGUUGGAGUUGGUGGAGUUUUUCUCGGAAAAUGGCCACAAGUUGCAGGAGCAAGACUUGCAAUUCGUGACUUCCGAGCACGACGUGUAUCUCCUCGGACCACGUCCCUACAUGAAGUUUGUCAAGGAUGCACUUGCAAAGCGAGAAAUCAACGAUGUGCACUUAGAGUUUUUCGGACCCGUGGAAGUGUGA